UGUGUGUGUGUGUCAGUCCGUGUGACUCGUAAUAUGUGUCAAGAGUGUGAGGGGAGAUUUCUCUAUGUAACAGACUGAAGCUAAUGUGUUUAACAGCAGAGCUCAGAAAAACAGAGGUUUGUCGAAGUAACAAGGUUUUCUCAAUUGAAUCCAUCACUGCAAAAACGGGACUUAUGCGAGAACAGUGCACUUGUCAAUAAAACAAAGAUUUACCAAGGAAACUUCUUGUCAGGAGGUGGUGAAGGAAAUAAGCCGGACAAGUCAGAAGAGGAUAUUUAUUUUGGGAAAUCGUAAUAUGAAAAAGGACCAGGUCGAGAUAUUAGGUUUUGUCCCUCAGAAAGAAAUCGUCUAUAACAAACUUCUCCCGUACGCAGAGAGACUAGACCGCGAAUCAAAUGACAUUUUGGCCCAGAUUAAAGGGAACUUGGGUCGGGCUGUCCAGCUUCGAGAAUUAUGGCCCGGGGUUUUGUUUUGGACCAGGAAACUGUCCACGUACCUCCGUCUAUAUGGGAGAAAGUUCAAUAAGGAGGACCAUGUGUUCUUCAUCAAGCUUCUGUACGAGCUGGUCACCAUCCCCAAGCUGGAGAUCAGCAUGAUGCAAAGCUUUGCACGACUUCUCGUCAGCUUACUGAAGAAGAAAGAACUGCUUUCCCAGGAUGACUUGGAGUUGCCUUGGAGGCCUUUGUACGAUCUCUAUGAGAGUAUCCUGUACUCCAAAACCGAGCAUCUUGGUCUUAACUGGUUCCCAAAUUAUCGAGCAGAAGCCUCAACUAAACAAAAAAUGCUUAAUUUUGUGCGCAAGCGCUCAGUGGAGAACGUGUUAAAGACACUAGUAAAGAGCUGCAGGCCUUAUUUCCCUAAGACUGCCACACAGGAGAUGCUGGAUGAGUGGCGGCCGUUAUUGUGCCCAUUUGAUGUCACUAUGCAGAAGGCCAUUAGCUACUUUGAGCUUUUCCUGCCCACCAUCAUGCCCCCAGAACAGCACCACAAAGGCUUCAAGUUAUGGUUUGAUGAACUCAUAGAUCUGUGGGUCUCAGUCCAGAACUUGCCUGCUUGGGAGGGUAAUCUUGUCAAUCUUUUUGCUCGUCUUGCUAAUGACAACAUUGGUUAUAUAAACUGGGAUCCAUACAUUCCCAAGAUCUUCACCAGAAUACUUCGUAGCUUUAAUCUGCCUGUUGGCACCAGCCAAAUGAUAGUUCCCAGGUACGUGACCAACUCUUACGAUAUUGGUCACGUUGUCCUUUGGGUUUCAGCCAUGCUGGUAAGUAUCAUGGGUCACUCGUUCUAUAAAACAAAAUCGUGCCUUUAUUUACAGAUAACUUGCAAUAAUGCAUUUUAUCAUCUUUAUCAGGGUGGCUCACAGAACCAGGCCCAGAAACAACUUAAUGGGCUCUUCAGCAGUAUAGCAUCCUUUUACCACCCCUCCAACAACGGCCGAUGGCUGAUGAAGUUGAUGAAGCUUCUACAGCGUCUGCCUGCCAGUGUGGUUCGGCGGCUACACCGGGAACGCUAUAAGAAACCUUGCUGGAUCAGUCCUGUUCCCCCCAGCCACAGGCUCACUGACCAGGAUGUGACCGAUUUUGUAGAGAGCAUGAAGCAGCCAGUGCUAAUGGCCAUGUUUAGCAAGACAGGCAGCAUGGAUGCAGCCCAGGCCCUUCAGAAUCUCGCCCUUAUGAGACCGGAGCUGGUCAUCCCUCCUGUGCUGGAGAAGACCUAUCCAGCUAUGGAGACCCUGACGGAGCCACACCAGCUCACCGCCACCCUCAGCUGCAUGAUUGGCAUGGCCCGCAGUCUCCUCAGUGGUGGCCGGCAUUAUCCUGAAGGGCCGGCACACGUCUUGCCCCUGCUUAUGAGAGCCUUGCCCGGUGUUGACCCCAAUGACUUCAGCAAAUGCAUGAUCACGUUCCAGUUCAUUGCUACUUUUACUACUUUAGUGCCUUUGGUGGAUUGUUCGUCGGCCCUCCAUGAGAAGAAUGACUUGACAGAGAUGGAGAGAGAGUUGUGUUCAGCCUCUGCAGAGUUCGAAGACUUUGUUCUGCAGUUUAUGGACAGGUGUUUCGCGUUGAUUGACAGCAGCACGCUGGAGCAGACGCGCGAGGAGACUGAGACUGAAAAGAUGACUCAUUUGGAGAGUCUGGUGGAGCUGGGGCUCUCAUCCACAUUCAGCACCAUUCUCACACAGUGUUCCAUGGAGAUCUUCAAGGUUGCUCUUGAGAAAGUCUUCAACUUUGCCACCACCAACAUCUUUGAGACACGUGUUGCAGGCAGAAUGGUGGCCGACAUGUGCAGAGCCGCUGCUAAGUGUCACCCUGCUGAGUCUCUCAGGCUGUUUGUACCACACUGCUGCAACUCCAUUACUCACCUUACUGCCAAUGAGGAUGUUUCAAAUGAGGAAGAACUGGACAAAGAACUGCUCUGGAACCUUCAGCUGCUGUCUGAGGUUACUCGUGUGGAUGGAGAAAAGCUCCUGCCGUACCGUACGCAGCUGGUGCAGAUUCUGCAGCUAACCCUGCGGCUGCGCUGUAAGCAGGGCUACACGCUGGCCUGUAAUCUGCUCCACCACAUUCUGCGCUCCACAGUGCUCACUUACCCCACAGAUUACUGCAGUGUGCCUGGCGGGUUUAGCAGGCCUCUGCAAGAGCACCUGCCUAUUAAGGACUGGGGUCGCCCAGGAGACCUGUGGAACCUAGAGAUUAAGUGGCAUGUGCCGAGCGUGGAGGAGACAGCAUUUGUCUUCUACAUCCUGGACUUGCUGUUACAGCCAGAGCUCCAGCGCCUGCAGAGAUAUGCACAAGGAGAGCAAAACAUGAGCAGGGAUGAUGUUCUUCAGAGUCUGAAUAUAGUCCAGCACUGUUUGCUGGGAGCUGGCAGCAUGCUCCCCCCUUUAAACGGACCACCAGUCACUGGCCUUGUACCCAGCAUGAUUAGUCUGGAGGAAACAAAGCUGUACAUUGGUGUUGACUAUGACAUGUCCAGAGAGAAUUACCGGGAAGCUAUCUGCAAAGUAAUGAGACAGUUGCUUCAUUACAUUCUGGAACACUCCGAGGAUGACACCAAAUCACUUUUUGCCAUUAUCAAGAUCAUCAGCGACCUAAUGCAUUUCAAAGGUUCCCACAAACACGAGUUUGACUCCCGUUGGAAGAGUUUUACCCUGGUGAAGAAGUCCAUGGAGAACAGGCUUCAUGGAAAAAAACAGCACAUUCGAGCGCUUCUAAUCGACAGGGUUCUUCUUCAGCAUGAGAUGCGCAAGUUGUUGGUAGAAGGUUGUGAAUACAAAACCGUUCAUCAAGACCUGCUAAGGGACCUUCUGCGUCUCUCCACCAGCACCUACAGCCAGGUCCGCAGCAAGGCCCAGAACGUGUUGUUUUCAGCACUAGGCACAUAUAACUUCUGCUGCAGAGACAUUACUCCACUUGUCCUCGAGCUGCUGAAGCCAACACGGACCGAUGUCACCCAGCAACAGUUCAAGGGGGCACUGUACUGCUUGCUUGGGAACCAUGGUGGAGUGUGCCUUGCUAACCUACAUGACUGGGACUGCAUUGCUCAGACGUGGCCGGCCAUAGUUCGCUCUGGCCUCAGCUCAGCUAUGUCCCUGGAGAAACCAUCCAUCGUCAGGCUUUUCGAUGACCUUGCGGAUAAGGUCCACCGCCAAUAUGAGACCAUCGGCAUCGAUUUCACCGUACCUGAGAGCGCAGUGUUUCUGGGCCAAUGCAUCACAAACUCAAGCCAACCCACUCCACACAUGGGCACCCCUACAGACCAGGAGCUGAAGCAGGGCCUGGCACUUCAACAGGCCAAAAACCAGGAGGCAGAGCGGAAAUAUGAACAUCUUGUGAGAGCUCUGUUGGAAUGUCUAGACAACCGGGACUUGCCUUGGAAGUUUGAGCACAUUACUAUUGGCUUCCUGUCUCUACUCAUAAGAGAUGACUAUCCUCUACCCGCCUCUGCAGUGCGCUUCUUUGUACAGAGUCUUAACCAUGAUGCUCUUGUUGUUCGCAAGAUGGCGAUCGCUGCAGUGGCCGGAAUACUUAAACAGCUCAAAAGACCCCGGAAAAAAGUACCCAUCAGUCCAUAUGAUAAAAGUGGCGUAACAGAGCCGGAGGGGCUGGUGGCAGGUGACAGGCCAGGAAAUAACUGGCUGCAGUAUCACAGCGACAGCCUGCCACAAACCCAGCAGGCCUGGGACAGUUUCUGCUUUGUUGAAAAGACACACUGGGGCUACUACUGCUGGCCAAACAAGUUGAUGGUUUAUGCCCCACCAGAUGAACAGCCCAAGAAUCUCUGUCCUGACAACAUGAGUGAGAGAGAGCGCAUUAUCUAUGACAAGUUCACAGAUCCCACAUUCAUUAAACAGCUCAUAGAGUUCUUGUCCCUGGAGGACCGAAAGGGCAAAGACAAGUUCAAUCCUCGUCGCUUCUGUCUUUUUAAGGGACUUUUCCGGAACUACAGCGACGCCUUUUUGCCCGUUCUCAAACCUCAUAUGGAGAAGCUGGCAGGCGACUCUCAUGAGAGCACCCAGCGCUGUGUUGCUGAGAUCAUUGCAGGCCUGGUUAGAGGCAGCAAGCACUGGAGCUUUGGCAAGGUGGAGGCACUAUGGAAGUUCCUGAGUCCCUUGAUGCGAACGGCAUUAUCCAACAUUACCGUUGAGACCUACGCUGACUGGGGCACAUGUGUGGCUACAGCAUGUGAGAGCCGAGAUCCACGAAAGCUCCACUGGCUUCUUGAGAUGCUUAUGGAGUGUCCUCUCAGUGGGGAAGGAGGAUCCUUUGUAGAUGCGUGUCGCCUAUAUGUGCUUCAGGGUGGUCUGGCACAGCAGGAGUGGAGGGUCUCAGAGCUUCUGCACAGACUAUUGAGUUACCUGGAGCCCAAACUCACCCAGGUUUAUAAGAACGUGAGAGAGCGCAUCGGCAGCGUGCUGACGUACAUUUUCAUGAUUGAUGUCGCCCUGCCGUACACGCAACCUACAAAAUCCCCACGCAUCGCCGAAUUCACCGAGAGGGUGCUGUCUAAACUAAAGCCUCUGAUCGAGGGUGACGAGGAGAUCCAAAACCAUGUGGUGGAGGAGAACGGAGUGGGUGAGCAGGAUGAAAGGACCCAGGCCAUCAAACUCCUCAAAACGGUUCUGAAGUGGCAGAUGGCCAGCGCCGGGCGCUCGUUCUCGACCCCAGUGCCACAGCAACUACAGCUACUACCCCUGCUUUUUAAGAUCGCUCCUGUUGAAAAUGACGACAGCUAUGAUGAGCUAAAGAGAGAUGCAAAAACCUGCCUGUCCCUCAUGUCUCAGGGGCUUCUGUAUCCUGAGCAGAUCCCUCUGGUUUUGGAGGUGCUACAAGAGAUCGCCGGCAGCAGCUCUUGGCACGCACGGUUUUCGGUGCUGACGUACCUACAGAUAAUGGUGUUCUAUAAUCUGUUCACCAUACUGAGCACUGAGCAGACGGUUCAGGAUGUAAGAGCACUGGUCAUCAGGCUGCUGGAGGACGAACAACUGGAGGUGAGGGAGAUGGCUGCCACCACUCUCAGCGGAUUCCUGCAGUGCAACUUCCUAACCAUGGACGCCUCUAUGCAGACCCAUUUUGAGGCUUUAUGUAAAACCAGACUCCCAAAAAAGAGAAAAAGAGACUUGGGAUCUGUAAUGGACACAAUCCCUUCAGUCGAUCUGGUACGGCGUCAUGCAGGAGUGCUAGGACUCAGCGCUUGCAUCUUAUCCAGCCCGUAUGAUGUCCCAACCUGGAUGCCUCAGCUCCUCAUGGAUCUCAGCGCACACCUCAAUGACACACAGCCUAUCGAGAUGACUGUGAAAAAGACUCUGUCUAAUUUCCGCCGUACUCAUCACGACAACUGGCUGGAACACAAGCAGCAGUUCACGGAUGAUCAGCUUGUGGUGCUCACGGACCUUCUCGUGUCACCCUGCUACUAUGCAUAGACUGGUUGUGACCUUGUUGCUGCAGGUUUUAGUUAUUUCUUUUUAAAUUUAUAUUCAAAGAAUUUAAAAAUAUGGGGUGAUGAGAGGGAAACUCAGAUGAUUUGUUCAUCUGACGCGGCAGCAUCUGUUGCAGAAUCUCUCAAACCCAAGAGCGCAUGGGAGGAGGAGGCAUGUAUAGGCAUGAAGGAAUCACACGGUGUACUGAGAUUAAUGACCUACAAAUUCACUCUGUACGUACUGUUUGUAUGUAUAUAUAUCUACCCCUUAUUUUUGCAUUUCAACUAUACUUAAUAUUUAAGGUUCACCAGCGCAGGGAUGUACGGCCUGCAGUCUAUAAUAUUGUACAGAUAGUGUUAUUUUUUUUCUCAUCCUCUGUGUGUACGUAAACUUUGUGAUGAAGGACAGAACGCCCUCUUCAUAUUCCGAUUCUCAAGCUUUUUUCCACUGAUCCUCAUCAGCAUCCUCUUCGAGUUAAGGUUUGUGAUCUUAAGGAAGGGUUGUCUUAAACCCGGUAAUUGAAAUCAAUACAUACAGAAUUCAUAAUGUUAAGUGUUUUAUUUUCAACACACAAAUUGCCGAUGCCACCAAAUUUGAAUCAAGCGAAAUGUGUUUUUGGUUAACUGGAAUUGUCAUUCCAUCUGUGCUUUUUUGGCAUUUCAUUCUCUGUAAGCAUGUGAUUUUUGUGACGUAAUGAGACAUCACAGACCAUCAUCUUUAAACCACAAGACCUACAUCAGUACGGCAUAUUAAAAUUUACGUGGCGUUCUCCAGUAGUAAUUCUUUGGAAAAAGUUUGUGCUGAGCCCGUGUUAUGAAUCAUCGCCUAAGGAUGCACGUCUAAGUACUGUGUUAUUAUUGUGGUAUGUGUGAAGUCAGCUGUUUGUGGUCAGGUGAGGUACAGCACUCUGCUCACAUGCCAUUAUAACAGGGUUUUGUUUUGUGUCCUGUGCGUUUUCUGUAUUUAUUUGUGUAUGUAUUUUAUGUACCGUACGUAUGCAUUUAUCUAUGCAUAAGACUGAGACUUCCGCUAGUAAGAACAGCCCGAUCGGAUUAAAUUUGAGGCCAGUUGGUGCGAGAUACAUAUGCAUGUCAGUGUGAGUGUGCAUGUUUGUGGUUUGGCCGAGUUAUGGUUGAGUGUAUCAAUACGUUGAGCUUAUCGGCAUGUGACCGGAAUCUCGAAGGUCUCCAUCCUCUCACACUGGAAUAUUUUAUUUUUUUGUCAUUAAUUUCUCCAGCCUCAGUACAGGACUACAUUAGAUCGUCCUCUGAAUCUCUCUCAGACACAUACAUGGCGCCAGAAAGGGCUUCAGGUUAUAGCCUGGUUAGUUCUGUUUUACAUUAUGGAGUGUGCAUUACAGAAUUAUUAUUUAGCUUAGUGCCAAAACUGCAGCGAUCUUUCUCUAUUUUUUUAGAUGUUUGCUUUGUUUUACUCAAGAGGCCAAUAAAUGUAUUGUUUUUAACAAAUGGAAAUGGCCUUUUUCUUCGUUUGGCUAACUUUGGACACUAAUAUAUACUAACAUUAUUAGUAGAGCUUAGGAAAAAAUAAAGAGCCAGUACAUAAUAUGUGAUGUUGGUAAUUACAGUA
Messenger RNA from Paramisgurnus dabryanus, 7507 nucleotides. RefSeq names its product proteasome activator subunit 4b (gene psme4b). The record is from RefSeq and is a predicted model, not a curated record. Gene Ontology annotation, biological process: proteasomal ubiquitin-independent protein catabolic process. Lineage: Eukaryota; Metazoa; Chordata; Actinopteri; Cypriniformes; Cobitidae. Gene Ontology annotation, cellular component: nucleus; spermatoproteasome complex; cytosol. Gene Ontology annotation, molecular function: proteasome binding; peptidase activator activity.